AUGUCAUCACUUUCCCUUCUUCUCACCCUCUGCCUUCUUCUAACCACCUCUUUCUCCCAAAGCAGCAGGAAAGAACUCAGGAACAAAGAUGAAAAUGUGUUGAGAAAUUCUGUUUAUUAUUCCAACAGAAUUAAUCCCUCCCGUGUUGUCCAAAUCUCAUGGCAACCAAGGCUAUUUCUUUACAAAGGCUUUCUGUCACAUAAGGAGUGUGACUACCUUAUUUCUUUGGCACAUUCUGUUAAAGAUUCGCAUCAAGAUGAUAUUGUCAAGAUGAUUGAAGAAAGGCUUUCAGUUUGGACUUUUCUUCCUAAAGAGAACAGCAAGCCUUUACAAAUAAUGCAAUAUGGGAUUGGGAAGGAUACUCAGAACAUGGAUUAUUUCACAAACAAAACCGAUUUGGUAUUAACCGGACCUUUGAUGGCAACAAUUGUUCUAUAUCUCUCAGAUUCUACUCAAGGGGGUCAAAUUAUCUUUCCCGAAUCAGUGACCAAGAGUAGCAGCUGGUCGAAUUGUGGAAAUACUAGUGACAUUCUCCAACCAGUAAAAGGGAAUGCACUUCUGUUUUUCUCUCUUAACCUAAAUACAUCGCCUGACAGAACUAGCUUCCACGCUCGAUGCCCUGUCCUUAAAGGCGAUAUGUGGUCCGCAGUUAAAUUCUUCUAUGCAAGAUCAGUUAAGGGAGGGGAAAUCUCAACCGCAUCAGAUGUAGAUGAAUGUACUGAUGAGGAUGAUAAUUGUCCCGCUUGGGCGGCUACUGGAGAAUGUCAAGGAAACCCCGUCUUCAUGGUUGGAUCUCCUGAUUACUAUGGUACAUGUAGGAAAAGCUGUAAUGCGUGCUGA
Molecule: messenger RNA, 840 nt
Organism: Vicia faba (fava bean)
Lineage: Eukaryota; Viridiplantae; Streptophyta; Magnoliopsida; Fabales; Fabaceae
Source: the annotation of a GenBank genome assembly